Molecule: messenger RNA, 1464 nt
Organism: Myodes glareolus (Bank vole)
Lineage: Eukaryota; Metazoa; Chordata; Mammalia; Rodentia; Cricetidae
Source: RefSeq, a predicted model, not a curated record
UGUAGCUAGGAGCACCGCUCCAGGACCCCCUCCCUUCUCGCCACACCCUGGCUGCCCGCUCCCGCCAGGCCUUGCCGGACCCGCUGGCGUCUACUCUUUCCUGUCACCCACAGUCGCCUCGGGCGGGGAUCGGCACCCCAAGCGCAAAGCUGACGUGCCCCCCCCUACCGGUCCCCCCCAUCUCCCACCGCCCAGUCCCCGGCAGCGAUGAGACAGAGCGGCGCCUCCCAGCCCCUGCUGAUCAACAUGUACCUGCCAGAUCCCGUCGGAGAUGGUCUUUUUAAGGAAGGGAAGAGCCCGAGCUGGGGGCCACUGAGCCCCGCGGUGCAGAAAGGCAGCGGGCAGAUCCAGUUGUGGCAGUUUCUGCUGGAGCUACUGGCAGACCGCGCGAACGCCGGCUGCAUCGCGUGGGAGGGCGGCCAUGGCGAGUUCAAGCUCACCGACCCCGACGAGGUGGCCCGGCGCUGGGGUGAGCGCAAGAGCAAGCCCAACAUGAACUACGACAAGCUAAGCCGCGCACUGCGCUACUACUACGAUAAAAACAUCAUGAGCAAGGUGCACGGCAAGCGCUAUGCCUAUCGCUUUGACUUCCAGGGCCUGGCACAGGCUUGCCAGCCACCGCCCGCGCACGCUCACGCCGCCGCCGCCGCCGCAGCAGCUGCUGCCGCCGCCCAGGACGGCGCACUCUACAAGCUCCCUGCCGGCCUGGCCCCGCUGCCGUUCCCCGGCCUCUCCAAACUCAACCUUAUGGCAGCCUCGGCCGGCGUCGCGCCCGCUGGCUUCUCCUACUGGCCCGGCCCGAACGCCACCGCCGCAGCCACCGCACUCUACCCCACCCCGGGCUUGCAGCCUCCACCCGGGCCAUUCGGCGCGGUGGCAGCCGCCUCGCACUUAGGGGGUCAUUAUCACUAGACGGGGCGGCCUGGUGAGCCAGGGCCUCCCCCAGACGUCCAGUGGCCAGUCCCACCCUCAUCCUGGGAGGAACCCCGAAGCUUUCCCCGACGUUCCUUCAACACAGAUUUCAUUGAAGCAGCCGCGCCCAGCCCAGGGAAGAAAAGGCUGGAAGCUUCUGAGGUCUUCCUAGAACACUAGGCUUCCAGCCCCCCAUUAUCUCCACCCACCCCAGGAAGAGCGAUUUGCCCCCACUUUAAUUUUUCUCUUUCAAGUCUCCAGAUUCUAAAACUUCCGUGGUGCCCCUUCUCUUCUCACCUGCACCCCUGACUUUCUCUCUACGACUCCUAUUUUUCUAGUUUCUUUCCUAAUUUUUUUUUUUCUCUCUCAGACUACCUGCUCCAAACUCCAAAACCUCGAGGCUUCUCAUUCUCCUUCCCGGGAUCUGAGAAGGCUUGGUAAACAUCCCCAGCCCAACACUUGGGCUUCCUUCUCUUCCACCCCCACACUCUGGCUCAAAGACCCAGUGUAUACCUAACCUUUUCAGCCCCAUUAAAGCUCCCAAGCUCUCUA